Molecule: messenger RNA, 669 nt
Organism: Miscanthus lutarioriparius
Lineage: Eukaryota; Viridiplantae; Streptophyta; Magnoliopsida; Poales; Poaceae
Source: the annotation of a GenBank genome assembly
AUGGAGCCAAGACUCGGAACAUUUCGUGUACUGGGCUUCUGGCAUGCAUCUUCAUCGAUCAGUACUAUAGUAACAUGUCCUUGGAUCGGUUUUAAUUUCGCAGCGACGGUGUUCGGGGGUUGCCACAAGUUGGAGCCGCUGCCGGCGGGGAAGAAGGCGAUGUGGACAAGAGAGAUGGACUGCCUCCUCUCCGUCUGCGACUACAUCGUCGAGUUCUACCCGUCCACGCAGACCCUGCCCGACGGGACCAAAGUUGAGGUCAUGGCGACCAGACCAAGAUCGGACAUCUACAUCAACCUUCCCGCGCUCGAGAAGCUCGACGCUAUGCUCAUCUCAGCAAUGAUGAUCCGAUCAUGCGCGACGGACGGUGCAGGACAUUCUGGACAGCUUCCAGAAGGCGGAGUUCUGGCGCGCAAGGACCUUCAGCAGAGGCGCGACUGCGCCAACCAGAUCCACAAGGCCGCCGUCGCCAUCAACAGCGGCGUCCUCGGCGACAUGGAGGUGCCAGAGUCGUUCACGGCCGUGCUCCCCAAGGAUGUUGGGCAAGCGAUCCUGGAGAGCUACUCAAGAGUGUUGGAGAGCUUGGCUUUCAACAUUUUUUCAUGGAUCGAUGAUGUUCUUUUCGUCGACAGGUCGAUUAGGAAAUUGAAUGACAACCUGAAACCCUGA